AUGUCCUUCCAAGUACCCUACGAAUCCAGUCCCCCAGAGACCCCAGAGAAAGAUCGCUCUCGCAGCUUAUGGAGUAACGUGUCGACAACUCCUGCUGGCCCGCCGCCAUCCAGCGCGAAGUCAUUCACACCGCAAGGGCUGCCAACAUCGACUGAAGGUGGCUCGCGCAUGGCGUUUUCACGAAAUGAGCACUCCUUCUCCACGAACCAAUUCUCCAACUCUGUCUUUACCAAGUCCGGAAACAUCAACACAAAUGAUAGCAUUUUCGGCUCCUCGUUUGGCUCGACCGAUUAUGCCAUGCCCCGAAACCAACCCUCGACCAAACCAACUACCGCGUCGAAUCUCCGCUACAGUAUCGCAACAAAUGGAACCGCAUUUGGUGACUCGAUGAACUUUGGCCACUCCAAUGGAUUUGCGUCGUCACAAAUGAGCGACUACCAGGAGGAGAACCAAGACAUGGAGCCAGAGCUCGAGGAUGAAGUGGAAGAGGAGGUUGAGGAAGCUGAGGAGGAAAUGGACCUGACUUCUCAGCCUCAGCAAAAGCCUUUUAGCUUCACGUCGAUGUUCGGAAAACCGCAACCUGCUCCCGCUCCCGCUCCUGCUCCCCAGCGCAAACCCAUCUACUCGAAUCCCAGUGACGCCAAGCGACCAAAGCUUGACGAACACUGGACUAAUCAGUCACCCCGCAAAGCCAAGCUCUCUCCGAAGAAGGCAUCCGCCAUGCCAUCAAUUCUGCACAACCUAGCUUCCCGGACCCGUAUGCCUGCUGUCAAAGAGCCGAGCGACAUGAUUCUCGCCACGGAGGAUAUCCUCGGCAAGCUUGCCGAUGAGAUGAAGGCCGCAGAAGAAAGACAUGUGGAUUUCGAUGCUGUGUUGGCUGCUAUCUCGCAAGAAUUGGCAACAACCUGGCAGGCGUCUGCUGAUCGCAGUGGAAUUAGUCGGCCAUACAAUGCGCAGUCCGGCAUUGGACCCGGAGAGCAAGCUCCUAACCUGGUCAAAGCAAGCUUCAUUGCUUCAUUGCUCCUUCAGAUAAACCAACCUGCCCGUGAAUCUCCCUCCAACAUGGGUCUUGGCAUGGUACAAGCUUUGGCACGAUCCAGCAGCCCCAAGCCUUACCCUCAGAUUUUGCUUGAGUGGCUUAAUGAGAACCAUGCGCCGCAAACGAAGGGCCUGCAGGAAUUGAAAUAUGUGGAACCAAACCCGACUGCCUCGUCAAACUUCUGGGAUAUCAUUACUGCGUCAGUGCUGCGUGGUCAUUUGGACGAAGCUGCCAAGGUUCUUCGCUCUGCGGACUUCAACUAUGCCCGCUCAGCAAUGGAGGAUGGACUACCACAGCCUGGAUACCGCGGCGCGCAGCUGCAGAACAUCCAGCGCGAGGUCAACAGGGCUCUUCUCAUCCUUGAAUCUUGCCCCGGGACAAAGUUGGACAACUGGAACGUCGAUGGUGCAGAGUGGGCUACAUAUCGGAAACGGAUCGUGACAUCUAUCACCGAACUGGAAGAAUUUGCAGAGGGUGAGGAGAAAGACGAGUCCAUCGUACCAGUCCCGGACAACCGAUUCCAAGCCAUCAACUUCGGAUUGAAUAACCUGAACCAGAAACCCAUGUCAUUCACUCAAUCCGCUCGCAUGGCCGAAAGUCGUAUCCCCUGGUCUAUCUACCAGAGCUUGAGAUCCAUCUACCGAAUCCUUCUCGGUGACCCCGCGGCCAUCAAGGCUCACUCCCAGGACUGGGUGGAGGCUACUAUCGCAUUGACCGCCUGGUGGGAUGGUGAGGAUGACGACGGUGCAGACAUGGAAUUCGAUCCUACCACAUCCGGUAACGAUUUCCUGCGCUCGCGUGGACCCAAAGUGAAGCAGACCCGUGCUGUCACCAUCAACUACCGGGAAGCUUACAUCAAUCGUCUCGCAUUGGCUUCCAGCAACGCCACCAGCGAAUCUGGUAGCCGUUUCCAACCCAACUCUCUGAGCAGUGUGGAAGUCGGUCUCGCAUCUGUCUUCGAGGGCAAUGUACAGGGUGUUCUGGAAUUACUUCAGAGAUGGUCUCUUUGCAUUGCUGCCACCGUGGCAGAAAUUGCCAGCCAAGGGCUGUGGUUUGAAUCUCACCAGGGACAGACGAGGUUCCCCGGUCUGUCAGAGAAUGACUUGAUGGUUCUUUCCUAUGGUCAGGAUAACAAGGCUCCAUCCCGUCAUCUGCGCAAGGACGAUAUCCUCCGUGACUAUGCUUUUGGACUGUAUGACAUUCCUGUUAUUCAAAAUGAAACUAGCAGCCGUGAAGGAUGGGAGUUAGCUCUCGAGGUAUUAAGCCGACUUAAUGAUACCAACCAGAUGAAGAAGGCUGUUUCUGAGAUAGUUGAUAAGCUCCCGUUGGAGAACUCCGAUCAGUUGGACAAGUUGGUUGUUCUAUGCUCGGAUCUUGACUUGGAGGAACAGGGACGCAGAGUUUCCGAGCGAUUCGGUGACAUGCUAACAUCAAAGUCUGAAAACUUCGGUCUUGCUCUCGUGUGCUACGCCCGUGCUCAGAGCCGCCGCAAGGUGAAGUCCGUCGUCGACCUUUUGAUUUCAUACAGUUUGGUCCAGUCACGCGCAUACCCUGCGACGGCAGACCUGGACUCAUACCUCCGAUCCAUGAUGAAAGAACCAAAGGCAUGCUUGUCUUCAAUUGCCGAGAUUGACGAGGAAGCAGCUCGUAUCCUCCAGUUCUAUCUCAGUGGUUACGCAACUCUACGCCGGUUCUACGAGAUCCGCGAUGAGGAAUCCGAGUUGAAAGAAGGCGAGCGACCACGCUACAAGCCCCUAGCUCGACGUCGCGCCGCAGCUCAAGCCCUCGCCGCCGUCAUCGGCAGUGCAGCCGAUAACAUCUACGGAGGCCUCUACGACCCAGACCGUGACUCGGCCGUCCAAGUCGACGGGCUGCUAGCACUACUCGGCGAAGCCCUAGUAUUCGUGAGCCAACCAACCUCCGUCUUAACAGUCUCCCAACAAUUCACAAUCCUCUCCGCAAUCGAAGACCUGGAAACAGUCACACCACGUGUCUACGCCCAAUGCGAAGAAUGUUUCCGCUCAACCCUCCUAGCAGCAUCAUCCACCGACCCCUCCCGCGCACCGCCCUCCCCGCGCGCACUGUUUCAAAAAUCCGUCACUAAUUUCAACGCGUCAACUUUCUCUCUAAUGGGCAACGGCAUGCUCGAUUCAGCACGUACACGCUCAGGCUCGGGAUCCGGUUCCGGACCUGCUUCGAUGAGUGGAUCGGGCGUUCUUGUCCCUCGUCCGAGCGACAUGUCUGCAGUUGGUGAUCGCGGCUGGGACUGGCGUGUUGGAUUGCCUGAAUCAGCAAGGGGCGAGGAUGUUCUGCGCUUGUUGCGGUCUGGUUUGGCACGUGGGUUGAGUCACGGUGCUUUAGGGUCUGUUUAG
Messenger RNA from Penicillium antarcticum, 3411 nucleotides. Its product is annotated as putative nuclear pore complex subunit Nup85. Gene Ontology annotation, molecular function: structural constituent of nuclear pore. Gene Ontology annotation, biological process: positive regulation of DNA-templated transcription; protein import into nucleus; mRNA export from nucleus. The coding region runs from base 1 to 3411 and encodes 1136 amino acids. The record is from RefSeq and is a predicted model, not a curated record. The transcript has 2 exons. Gene Ontology annotation, cellular component: nuclear pore outer ring. Lineage: Eukaryota; Fungi; Ascomycota; Eurotiomycetes; Eurotiales; Aspergillaceae.